Molecule: messenger RNA, 4698 nt
Organism: Caenorhabditis auriculariae
Lineage: Eukaryota; Metazoa; Nematoda; Chromadorea; Rhabditida; Rhabditidae
Source: the annotation of a GenBank genome assembly
AUGGCCCCUCGCAGUUUCGUUGUUACUGGAGCAAACCGCGGCAUCGGUCUUGGAAUCGUCUCUCAGCUGCUUAAAAAUCGAGAAAUCGAAGUGAUCAUCGCCACUUGUCGUCAACCUGAAAAGGCAGAGGUUUGAAAAAAAAGAACAUGAAGAUAUCCCUCAACAACUUGAGGAGCUUCUUGCAAUCAAGGAUGAACGUCUGCACCUGCUCCAACUCGAAAUAGAUGACGACUCGUCGAUCAAUGCCUUCUACUCCAAGGUAAAACUUUCAUUCUUCAUUUCCAAACUCUCGCUAUCCAGGCAGAGUCUUUGCUGGGAGAGAAAGGCUUGGCGGUGUUGGUGAACAACGCCGGCGUCUUGAUCGACUACGACGUCUUGCAAGAGCCUGACCGUGAAACAAUAAGGAAGCAGUUGGAGACCAAUUCAAUCUCUCCCGCCGUUUUCAUUCAGGUAGACAGCUUAUUCUUGCAACCAACAAAAUAUUUCAGAGAAUGCUGCCGCUGCUCCGAAAAGCCGCAGAAUUGGAAGAGGGCGAGCGGCUCUCCGUUGAUCGUGCCGCCAUCGUCAAUAUCUCGUCGACGGCAGCCUCUAUCCAGAAAAUCGACGGCACUUUCAAUGGUCCGCUGGUCGCUUAUCGCAUGAGCAAGGUAAGUAUGCUUCAACGAUAAAUAUUCAUUUUUUUCAAUAUUUCUAAUUGAACAUUUUUUUUUGAAAAAGAUUUUAUAUCGAACUGCUUUUUUUACCUCACGGGAGAGUAAAUAGAAUAGAAUUUCGUUGAAAAUUAUUUUUUUGAAUAUUUUUAAUUUGAUUCUUCUUCUUCUUCUUCUUCUUCCUACGCCUUUGUACCGCUUGAGCGGCGUCGGCGCCCCAAGUCGAUUAGCCGAGGUCCUAUCCUGAUAAUCAGUGGACUGGCUCGAGUGACAUAUCCGUCCUUGUGUGUGACGGCUGGGGAUUUUUGAAGUCGUGUUUUCCCACUACCACCAUUUCUUAAACCCCUUGGUUGGGUCGGGGCGGGGAUCGAACUUGUGACCCUGUGGACCGUAGACAGGCACACAACCUGUUGCGCUACGGCGCGCCCCGAAUAUUUUAAUUUGAUUGAAACACUGAAAGUACAUACACAUGAGCCUUCUAGUUUUUGAAGAUGAGAUGUGCAGAAGGUUCUGGUAAAUGAGUUGAUGUACCACGAACCACGUAUCUGUGUACCACGACUUGAAAUUUCACGGAACGACAUUCCGCUGUUCCGCCGCGUGUGUUCGCGAAGCGUCUUUCGAAUCCUAGUCACAUUUGCAAUGUAUUGUUAUUGCUGUGAGAGCACAAGAAAGUAGAGUACCAUAAUAAAAGAAAAAAAAAGUUAAAAGCGCGACCAAGGUUCGCGAAGGCGGCACAGCGGAAUGUCGUUCCGUGAAAUUUCAAGUCGUGGUACACAGGCUAUAGAAAACAGUGAUUAUUAAAAGAAAUGCUCUUUUUUUUUCAGUCAGCGCUAAACUCGUUCGCCAAAUCGUGCUCCAUCGACCUGAAGCCCUUGCACAUCCUCGUGACUUCGUUCUGUCCUGGAUGGGUCCAGACCGACAUGGGAGGCAAAAAUGCUCUGCUCACGGUUCGAGCUUCAUGCAUUAAAUGAAAACCCAAGAAAUAAUUGAAGGUGGAGCAGUCCACUUCGGAGCUGGUCUCUUCAAUCCUCCGCCUCUCAUCCGAACAUCAUGGAGGCUUCUUUGAACGAAACCUUCAAGUCAUUCCUAAUUAGAUGUAACAACUUUUUUUCUUAAAUAAUUUAGUUUGAAUGAACAUUUGGAACUUUUUUGUGGGAAAUGAGAAGAGAGGGCGAAAUGUAGCUAUAGAAGAACAAAAGACACGUCGAGAAUUGGCUGCGAUUGAGCUGAAAUUGGCUCUCGAUCGAUCCUCCAAGGGUGCGACGGUCGGCGACUGUCCUGAGCCAUUCGACAUGAGGCUCCCUGCAAGACACGUCGCCAAGUGCACCGAACUCUACCAGGUGAGUCAGAUGUCGAGCUGAAGCAGGAGCGAUUGUUCCUUCAUUCUUGAACUUUUUAAAGGAACUCCAACCUUAAUUCUCGCUUCGAAAUGUUUCUGGAAUAUUUAACUAGCUUCUUCCUAGGCAAGAACUUUUCGAAGAUCCACCAUGUAUUCAAUUUUUACUGCACUUUUCCCGUAUGUUUGAAACUAAACCCUUAAUAAUUUUUCAUCAAUUAGUUUCAAUUCCAAACUAUAAAAAUAUUAUGACCCUUGAAAAAUUUUGGUUAGUUUUUUUUAUGAAGUUAUGGCGAGAAAAUCCAGAUUAAGUUUUCAUAAUACUGUAUAUGAAUUUAAUGUGAUGAAUUACAAUUAGGAAUAUGGCUCUUCUGAUUGAAAAUCAAUUAAGUUCAAGUUCUUUCAAGAAUCCACAAACGUUUGUGGAUUCUUGAAAGAACUUGAUUUUUUUUUGCAAAAAGAAAUUCUGGAUCGAAUAAAUUUUUUGAGGUGACUCCGGUUGAGACAAAAACCGUCAUCACACAUUUAUCGCUCCUUUUUGGAGGCCUCUUUUCUAACAUUUGUCUGCACUUCAUGUUCUCCGGAAGAGCCAAACUCGGCACGGCGAGGUUCUUUUUUUUCCUUUCUGCCACUCUUUUCUUCAGCUUCACAUAUAUUCGAAUCAUCGGAAUCGCCCAGUUUAUAUUUUUCAUCCUACCUUUUCCGCUCCAAGUCUUCACCAACCAUUAUCAACAGUUGGUCAGUUUUGGAGGCUCAUUUAUGAGGAAAGUUCAGAGGUCGAACCUGGAUAGCCGCCAACUUUCUGCCCGUUCUCCUGGCUCUCUUCCACUUCGUCAUCGCUUCUUUGUGUCUCUGUUUCUCCUUUCGGUUGCACCUCAUGCUCAACUACGUCCGAGUGAGUCGACCGCAAGUUUUCCUUCAAGAAGGAGUUUUAGAGAUGCCGCCGUUGGAACUCUGUUUCUUGGGUGGCUUGGCGCAAAAUAUUCCACAUUCUGCCUUUCGGGACAAUCGCCAAUGUCUCGCUGUGCUUUGAAUACGUCAUAGACUAUGAGCAAUGUGUCUUCGGGCAUGUUUCAGAUAACAGAACGUCAAGUGAAGAUAUUUUACAGAGAUCAACUCUACGCGAUCGGCAGGGCACGUUUGUCUGAAAACGGCCCUCAAGACCGCAUCAAAAUGGAGUUUAUCCGCUCUUUUCCAUCUCUUAUAUUUUGGUGGGAACUGUAGAUUUUUUAUCAAGGUUGGAAGAUGAACAGACAGAACAAUUGAUAGCUGAAAGAUUUAUCUCACCAGGAGUAGCAAGAAGUUUCCAACUUCCUACAAAUAAGCAAAUUUUCGUAAGACAUGGAUAGAUUUCCUGUAGUCCCUCCCUACCUGCACGAACCUUUCAUUUUCAAUAUACGUUUUCAAAUGCGCUAUAUAGAAGUCGCAGGCUUAAGCUGUUUUAAACGCGAAAUCUAAAAUUUCACAUCUCUAGGACUAAACUUUUGGCGAUCAUGAAUUCGCUUCUCAUCCAAUUUUUAUCAGUUUUUGAGAAAAGCAGGGAAAAUUUAUUUUCACACGAAAAUUACUCAAAGGUUGGGCAGCGAAAUAACAAUACACGCGAAUAAGUCAACCUCAACGAGUUGUAAAAAAAUAAUAAUUUGUGUUUUCAAAUGAUGAUUUAUCUUUUUCUUCUUCUUCUUCUUCUUCCUACGCUUUCGUACCGCUCGAGCGGCGUCGACGCCCCAAGUCGAUUAGCCGAGGUCCUAUCCUGAUAUCAAUGACAGUGACCUGGCUCGAUUCCUUGUGUGUGGCGGCUGGGGAUUUUAAGGUCGUGGUUUCCCACUACAAACAUUUCUUUAACCAUUUGGUUGGGGCGAGGCGGGGGUCGAACUUGUCACACUGUGGACCUGUCGCGCUACGGCGCGGAGGCCUUACAAACAAAUCAAGUUUUGGUGUCGAACGUCAUUGACUCGACGUCAAGAAGAGAGUUGCAGGGUCUGCUCGCUGUGCACGUUGACGUUCAUCGUCUCGGAGCGAUGUAUCCUCCCGAAACUGGGAAGUCCCUACGCAGCCAAGCACAUCCCGUUGUUCGCCAAUCUGCAGCCGCUCCUCGUCGCCCUCAUCCUUUCCCACGCCUCCGUCCACGUCUACACCACGCUGUCCUUCAUCAACCGUCAGCCUGUCGACGAGUCUCUCAGGGUGGGUCCAGUCACUCAGCCUCUCUCUCUAUUCGGUUGCAGCUGACUCUGUAUGGAGUCUCUUACAGCCUUCCGUUUCCUUUGAUGUUGGUGUUGAGUAAAACUUUCCGGUCUCAUCUUUUUCACUUGAUGAGUAAUUCUCUGCAAGCGUAGGACGUCUUAUAUCAGAACCGAUAACCAAUUGUUCCUACAGACGCUCUAGACUUCGGAAAGAUUCCACGUUGAGCAAAGUUACGCAGCAAAUUGCGCGUCACGUCGCUUACAGCAAGCUCGAAAUGGACAACACCGAACUCGAUGACAGGAUUUUCAACGCGAAGACGUGAUUCUGAAUAUUUCUUUUUUUUAUAGAUUGUCAUCGUUUAGCGUUCGAAAUAUAUUGCGUGACGACGCCGUCUACAGAGUUCGGUUCGCGAUUCCUCAGACGGUGCAAGUUAUCGAGGAAGAAGACGUCGACGACGCCGAGGACCGACGCAACGAGUCGCUUCACAUGGCCUCCACUGACAUCGUCUACGACUACUCGUCUCUCGAAUGA